Pyrenophora tritici-repentis Pt-1C-BFP is the source of this 1674-nucleotide messenger RNA. RefSeq names its product Amidase domain containing protein. Lineage: Eukaryota; Fungi; Ascomycota; Dothideomycetes; Pleosporales; Pleosporaceae. The record is from RefSeq and is a predicted model, not a curated record.
AUGUCAAAAGAAGACCAGUCUCCAGCCAAGUGGCAGGAUGUAUCGCAACGUAAAAAAGACGAACAGUAUGGACGCAUACCAGCAGACUGGAGGUUGAAGACCUUACCCGGGCCUCAUGUCAAAAGCUACAUGGAUAUACCACGAAAUUGUGGUUUGUUGAGCAAGGAAGAGUUGGAUAUAACAGAAAAAUAUGACGCCGUUGCUCUAGCCCAAGCAAUCAAGGAUAAACAAGUCAAGUGUGUAGACGUCACAAGAGCCUUCUGCAAGAGAGCAGCGAUCGCCCAUCAACUCACCAACUGCCUCACAGAAAUUUUCUUUGAUGACGCACUAAAACGAGCCCAAGAGCUUGACCAUCACUUGGCAUCUGGAAACCCUCCCCUCGGCUUCCUCCACGGCGUGCCCAUUUCACUCAAAGACACUUUCAAGGUCCGUGGCUACGAUGCAUCCAUCGGCCUUGCAGCUCUGUGUUUCAAGCCUGCACAGGAAAAUUCUACCUUGGUCGAAUGCUUGCUUCGUGCCGGCGCAGUCUUGUACUGCAAGACUAAUAUUCCGCAAACGCUCAUGGCCCUGGACUCUCACAACAACAUCUUUGGUCGUACCAUCAACCCUCUCAACACUGCUGUUACUGCAGGUGGAAGUUCUGGCGGUGAAGGAGCCUUGGUUGCGAUGCGUGGAUCCAUCCUAGGAGUAGGCACGGAUGUUGGCGGUAGCAUCCGGAUCCCGGCCAUGUGCGAUGGGACAUUCGGUGUCAAGCCAAGCUGGGACCGUAUACCUUACGCUGGUCAAGAAGGUGGUGCACUACCUGGUGCAUCUAAGAUCGGCAUCCCUGCCAGUGCAGGACCACUCGCUCACAGCAUGCGCGAUAUCGAGCUCUUUUUCAGCGCAAUAUCCGCACAACAGCCUUGGACUACAGACGCAGACGUUGCACCCUUGCCAUGGACGCCCUCUUCUUCUCUCCCAAAGAAACUCAGAAUCGGUAUUGUCAGACGUGACGGAGUCAUCGACCCCCAUCCGCCCAUCGCCCGCCUCUUAGACGAAGUAAAAUCCAACCUACAGAAUUCUGGAGUCCAAGUCGUGGAAGCUGACAUUACAUCGCUCUUCUCGCAGUGCCAGUCCCUUGCCAACGCUCUCUUCGGCGUCGAAGGUGGAAACGCCAUGCUUGACCUUCUAGAAUCUUUCAACGAGCCGCUUUCCCCAUGGCUCGCCACGCGCCUCAAGCGCAAGAAGCACAUGGAUCUGAAACAAGUCCAGCAACUCCACGGCAAGCGCGAUGCGUUACGCAAGCAGUUUCUCAAAAUCUGGAAAGAUGAACAUGGCGAUAUGGACGCGUUUGUCUGUCCAGUUGCGCCGCAUCCCGUGCCGCCGAUUGAUCGGUACAAUGGCGUUAGCUACACGAGUUCCUUUGUUUUGCUGGAUUAUCCCGCUGGUGUUGUGCCAGUGAGGAUAUUCGAGGAGAAGGAUAUGCAGGGGGAGAUGGAGGGUGGGAAGCCGUUGGGGAGUUGGGAUAAGGCGAAUCGCGAGUUGUGGACUGGCUUUGAUCGGUCGGUUUACUUGGGGACGCCGCUUUGUGUGCAGGUCGUGGCACCGAGGUUGCAGGAGGAGAAGCUGGUGCAGGCUAUGGCUGCUAUUGAUGAUGCUGUAAGAGGAAAGAGGACGACGACAGCGAAAUUGUAG